Molecule: messenger RNA, 1359 nt
Organism: Saccostrea cuccullata (small rock oyster)
Lineage: Eukaryota; Metazoa; Mollusca; Bivalvia; Ostreida; Ostreidae
Product: mucin-2-like
Exons: 5
Coding region: 1-1359 (452 amino acids)
Biological process (GO): carbohydrate metabolic process
Molecular function (GO): hydrolase activity, hydrolyzing O-glycosyl compounds
Source: RefSeq, a predicted model, not a curated record
AUGAAGUACAGUUUAGGAAUGCUCAUGACUUUUUGGGCGGGUGUGAGUGCAAUAUACGAGGUACCUGUACAUAAGGACAAUGUCUGGGGACAAUCAAAGACGGCUCGUAAAAUGAAAGGAUGGUGCGUGUUCGAACUGAACGAAUCCAGAGACGCGGGAGAUAUAAAAAUGGACCUCAUCUUUAAUAAACCUACUAGAAAUCUUCAGAUAUGGAUCAUGAACAUCGACAAAAUACUAAACAAAGGACGGGCAUAUGAAUUAUCAAGCAGAUAUCCAUAUCAAAACACGAUGCUGAAAGUUGAAUUCAUUUUGACAUACAGAGGUAGCAAGAAGAGGUUUCCAAGAGGAAGCUGCAUCAGUAACAUAACGCCACCUUCUACGACAACACAAGCACCUACUACGCAUGCCCCAGUGACAUCACAAGCAAGCACCACCCGUACCACCUCGGUGACGCAACAACCUUCAACAACGUCAGCACCGCGAUCCUCCACCACGACAAUACCAGAGUCAUUUUCUGACGUCAUACCGAUAUCCGUCGAGGGUCAACACUGGAGUGUUGGAAAUGGCUACCGUAUAACCGGCAUCUGUGUAUUCAAGAUUAAGCCAAAACUUAAAUCCUAUGGCAUCAUGGUGGAAUUCGAUAAAGAAACUUAUGGAAUGACGGACUGGACAAUGGAUAUUGAAGAUCAACAGUCAAAUGGGCUAUGGUAUUACUUGAAAAACAGAUGGCCUGAGAGGCAAAACGAAAUCAGAUUGAGGUUUCAGGUUGAUUUUGAUUCUCUUCCUGUGCCAUCUGGUACGUGUACAAUUGAUAGAAAUGGUCAAACUCUGACACCCAAACCUUCAACUGCAAUGCCAACGCCAACCACCAAAGCUCCCACACAGCAACCUUCAACUGCAGCGCCAACACAGCAACCUUCCACUGCAGCACCAACUCAACAACCUUCAACUGCAGCACCCACACAGCAACCUUCAACUGCAGCACCCACACAGCAACCUUCAACCGCAGCACCCACACAGCAACCUUCAACCGCAGCGCCAACUCAGCAACCUUCAACUGCAGCGCCAACACAGCAACCUUCAACUGCAGCGCCAACACAGCAACCUUCAACUGCAGCACCAACACAGCAACCUUCAACUGCAGCACCAACUACAGGUGCACCGGUAAACACAGCUCAUGAUUACAAUUCCAUUCUUCAUGAAUCUAUUUUAUUCUAUGAAGCCCAGCAGGCUGGUUAUCUGACAAAUAACAGAGUUUCUUGGAGAAGUAAUGCUACAACUUUGGACAGAGGAAUAUACGGAGAGGACCUAACUGGAGGAUGGUAUGACGUAACCUCUCUGGCCGAUUCAUUUGUUUAA